Messenger RNA from Lycium barbarum (goji berry), 824 nucleotides. RefSeq lists its product as uncharacterized. The coding region runs from base 56 to 736 and encodes 226 amino acids. The record is from RefSeq and is a predicted model, not a curated record. The transcript has a single exon. Gene Ontology annotation, biological process: shoot system development; root development. Lineage: Eukaryota; Viridiplantae; Streptophyta; Magnoliopsida; Solanales; Solanaceae.
UGGAAGUUCAAACCUAUUUUCUAGUUCAUUCAAGAAAUUACACGAAAAAAAGUCAAUGGCACUACCAAAUUUUGAUGCACUAAGAGACUUGCACGACUCAGCCAACGACUUGCUUCACUCACCAGUAAUCAAACGAGAAAUCGCACACCACGGACAAGAAAAAUGGGUCCAUGAAGUUUCUGAAACAUCGUUAAGGAUGCUCGAAGUUUGUGCUACCACAAACGAUGUUCUUUUGCUAGUCAAAGAUCAUAUCCACGACCUCAAGUCAACGUUCAGAAGAAUCAGCUUUGGCGAUAAUAAAUUUUCAGUAUCGUACCACGGUCAACGGAAGAAGUUGAAGAAAGAGAUAUUAAAGCGCUUGCACUCCUUAAAGGGAAUAACAAGUUCGAAAUUAUCAUUGGGCUCGAACAGUAAAAAUAAUUUAAUGGUAGUUGUGCAUGUGCUAAGGGAAGUGAAAUUGGCCAUGAUGUCAAUUGUGGAGUCAUUGAUGUCACUUAUGUCAGUGCCAAGUCCGAAUAACAAGAAAUUAAAUAAUGGGUAUUCUUUUAGAUCAAAAUUAAUGAGAGUGAAUAGUUUUAGUUCAUGGGAAAAAUGUGAUGCCAUGACCCUGCAAUGUGUGAAUAAAAGAUUGGAAGCAGUGGAAUUCGUCAUUGAAGAUCUUGAAGGAGAAUUAGAAUGUAUUAUUCGGCGGCUUAUUCGGACAAGAGUUUCGCUUCUGAAUAUACUCACCUAUUAAACGGUGUAUACAGAUUAAACUAUUUAAAUGAUGGACGAAAAAUAGGAGCUAGCUGCCUGUUAUUUUAUUGGUUUGUUAGCUCAAUGUU